CACUAGGAGUCAUUCGACCCAGCCCCCAGCCUCACUGCUAUCUCGUCGCCCAUCGCGCUGCCUGCAUCGUCCAUCAUCACAAAUAUGCGGGCAUCCAUCUCUUCGCUGGGCGUCCUCGCGGCAGGCGCGUCGGCGCUCCAGAUUCCCCUGCUCUCUUCCUCGAAACAGGCGCCCAUCCAGCCUGCCGGUGAUUAUCAUGGAGAGAAGCCGCUGGUCAACUCAUCAGCGCUACAAGACCUCAUCAGUGGGGACAAGUUGUUUGCACGUGCGAAGAAGCUGUACGAGAUCGCAAAGCUGGGUGAGGAAGAGUACAACCACCCAACCCGAGUGAUUGGUAGUGCUGGACAUGAUGGCACGCUCUCGUAUAUAUACGAAACCAUUCUAGCUCUGGGACACUACUACGACAUCUCGAACCAGUCCUUCCCUGCUGUUUCUGGGAAUAUUUUCGAGUCUCGCCUUGUCCUGGGCAAUGAGGUGCCAAAAUCAGCGUCGCCGUUCGGUUUGACGCCCCCAACAAAGAACAGGGAGCCUGUACAUGGCACUGUGAUCCUCGUUGAGAACGAGGGCUGUCAGCUGGGCGACUUUCCAAGCUCGGUGAAGGGCAACAUCGCCUUCAUCAAGCGCGGUACAUGCCCUUUCGGAACUAAAUCCGAGCAUGCAGGUGUAAAGGGUGCGGCCGCAGUGGUCGUCUAUGACUUAGGAAGCAAGGACGGUAUUGGAGGAACCCUCGGCACCCCGUCACCAAACCACGUCGCGACUUUUGGUAUUGGCAGCGAAGAUGCGAAGCCCAUCCUCAAAAAGCUCAAGAACAAGAAAUACGUCGAUGCGAUUGCGUACAUCGAUGCCGAGGUUAAGCAGAUUGCAACCACGAACAUCAUUGCACAGACUACGUUCGGUGAUCCAGAAAACUGCGUCAUGCUCGGCGCACACAGCGACAGUGUCGCUGAAGGCCCUGGAAUCAACGAUGACGGCUCCGGCUCUAUCAGUCUGCUGGAAGUUGCAAGUCAGCUCACCAAGUUCAAUGUAUCUAAUUGUGUCCGCUUUGGCUGGUGGGCAGGCGAAGAAGAAGGCCUCCUCGGCUCCGACUACUACGUGGCUUCGUUGCCCAAAGAGGAAAACCAGAAAAUCCGCCUCUUUAUGGAUUACGACAUGAUGGCCAGUCCAAACUUCGCGUACCAGAUCUACAAUGCGACUAAUGCAGCUAACCCCAACGGUUCCGAAGAAUUGAGGGAUCUGUACAUCGACUGGUAUAAGGAUCAUGGACUCAAUUACACGUUUAUUCCAUUUGAUGGUCGCAGCGAUUACGAUGGCUUCAUUCGUCACGGUAUUCCUGGUGGAGGCAUCGCCACAGGGGCCGAAGGCGUCAAGACCAAAGAAGAGGCUGAGCAAUUUGGAGGUAAGGCGGGCGACUGGUACGACCCGUGCUAUCAUCAGCUGUGUGAUGAUUUGAGCAAUGUGAAUGUCACUGCUUGGGUUGUAAAUACCAAGCUCAUCGCCCACUCGGUGGCGACAUACGCCCGCUCGUUCGAGGGCUUCCCGGAGCGCACGGAUUCUGUUGCGGCGAUCGAGUACACGGAGGGUGUUAAGUAUCAUGGUUCGAAGUUGUUCAUCUAGGUGCACAUUUUGUGUCACUUCUCGAUACAUAUUCGUUGGCAUCGAAGAUUGCAUAGCGGGGGAUAAAGAGCAAGGAUGUAUACAUAAAUGUACAGCAAUUAACACAACCUUUCUACAACAAUAAGUCAAACGUUUCCCUC
Molecule: messenger RNA, 1754 nt
Organism: Paraphaeosphaeria sporulosa
Lineage: Eukaryota; Fungi; Ascomycota; Dothideomycetes; Pleosporales; Didymosphaeriaceae
Product: aminopeptidase Y precursor
Exons: 3
Coding region: 85-1614 (509 amino acids)
Biological process (GO): proteolysis
Molecular function (GO): aminopeptidase activity; metalloexopeptidase activity
Source: RefSeq, a predicted model, not a curated record